Rhododendron vialii is the source of this 3140-nucleotide messenger RNA. Its product is annotated as nuclear pore complex protein NUP98A-like. Gene Ontology annotation, cellular component: nuclear pore cytoplasmic filaments; nuclear pore. Gene Ontology annotation, molecular function: structural constituent of nuclear pore. Gene Ontology annotation, biological process: protein import into nucleus; post-transcriptional tethering of RNA polymerase II gene DNA at nuclear periphery; RNA export from nucleus. The transcript has 13 exons. NCBI's taxonomy places the organism in Eukaryota, Viridiplantae, Streptophyta, Magnoliopsida, Ericales, Ericaceae. The coding region runs from base 8 to 2890 and encodes 960 amino acids. The record is from RefSeq and is a predicted model, not a curated record.
UAUAUAUAUGCACACACACAAACAAUCACACAGACACAACACUCCAAUUUCACUCCGAAUCUCUUCCUCGGCGCCUUUUACACAUCCAUCUUUUUCGCUUCGUUUCGGCAGCAGAAUCAAUCCAAUCCCCUUAUUAUUCUCGUCUUCUUGUCGGAAUACUUUCCUCAAGAUGUUCGGGUCCACCACUCACUUUGGGCAGUCUUCCAAUGGGUCAUUUGGGUCCCGAUCGGGUUUCGGACAGAACAGCAAUGCAAGUAGCAAUCUAUUUGCUUCCAAUCCAUUUGGGAGUUCAACUCCUUUUGGUUCAUCUACAGGAGGUUCAGUAUUUGGUGGAACUUCCACGGAUGUGUUUGGAGUAAAUUCUCCGCCAGGUCAAUUUCGACAGUCAACAUUUGGUUCCCAAUUGCCUCCUGCUUUUGGAACUUCAACAGCUGCUUUUGGUGCUCCCUCAGCCCCUGCUUUUGGGACCUCAUCGUCAUCCGGUGCAUUUGGAUUGUCAUCUAAUGCCCCAUUUGGGGCCUCAUCAGUUUUUGGGCAGAACAGCAAUACAAGUAAUCCAUUCACUGCCAAGCCAUUUGGGAGUACAACUACUUUUGGUACACCUACAGGAGGAUCUGUAUAUGGCGGAACUUCAACGGGUGUGUUUGGCCUAAACUCUCCGUCCUUAGGUCAGCAGUCAACAUAUGGUUCCCCGUCGCCUCCUGCUUUUGGAACUUCAACAGUUGCUUUUGAUACUCCUUUGGCCCCUUCUUUUGGGACCUCUUCAUCAUCUUUUGGUGGACCUUCUAUAUUUGGCGUGAAGCCUCCUUUUGGAGGAUUUGCAUCAAGCCCCAACCAAUCUACCUCAUUUGGGAGUGCGUUUGAACAAGCCCAAACUACUAUUGGGACCAAUCCAUUUGGUUCGUCUUCUUCCUUCAGUGCAUCAAUCCAAAAUGCAUUUGGCUCCUCAUCUACCUCAGGCAGCACACCUGCAACAUCUUUUGCAUUUGGAACCGGUGGUGCAUUCAAUGCUGCAAAACCAUUGGGACCAUCAAGUACCAAUGGUUGGGGGGUAUCAACUGGUACUGGUCCAUCUUUUUUUGGGACUCAAAGUUCCUCUGGAGGUCAGUCCACAACCUCAACAUUUUCUUUUGGACGUCAACAAAGAGGAAGUAGAUUAGCAGCGUACACUGCAACUGCAUCUGAAGCAGUUGAAGGCGGCAGUCUGCGGUCCAUUUCAGGCAUGCACAUUAACAAAGACAAAAACCAUGAAGAAUUGAGGUGGGAAGACUAUCAGUCCGGAGACAAAGGUGGGAUGGGAACUGGUGGUUUCACAAUUCAGUCAAACUCCUUUGCUCACCCGCCCCCUUCUACAUUCACUUCAUUACCUUUUAACACAUCCCCAUCUGUUAACUCUGUGAUGACAACAUCAUCCUCUGCACCUUACCAAUUUGUAGCACCACCAAUCUCAGCAUUUUCCUGGAAUCCUACUUCAGGCUUGUAUUCUGCUAACACACAACCAUCCCCAGUAUCUCAGUCUGUUGUGACGCUUCCAGUGACUUCUUCAUUUUCAAGCAAUGUUCCUCCGGUUGAAUUUACCUCUGGCGUGAGUUCUGCCAACACACAACCAUCCCCGGUAUUGCUGUCUGUUGUGCCGCUUCCACAGACUUCCUCAUUUCAAGGCCUUGUUCCUCCGGUUAGUCAACCCAAUGUAUCCAGUGAAUCAUCUAUGCCUCCUAUGGGCAAUCAACCUGAUCUUAGUCAAACAACUCCAUUUUUAACCACUCCUUUGCAGCCAACUCAAACAGCUCAGACAGGUGCUUUUGCUAAUAGCGAGUUUCCUUGGUCAUCAGCAGGUUUAAGUGGAUUUGCAGACACCGCAGGAGUUCUUGGACAGAGCAUCUUCAGUCUACCGUCUUGUACUCAGAACACUGAGGUAGCGCAGCCAGUACCUUGUCAGCUGUCAAUUAGUCACCUUGGUUCCACGCCUCCAAUUUGCUAUGGGAUUUCUAACAUGCCUGUGCUUGAUAAACCUGCUGCUACUGUCAGAGUGUCAUCCUUGCUGACAUCUCGACACUUGUCUCACAGAAGGAUCAGGUUACCAGCCCGAAAAUAUGAUCCUAAAAGUGAUGGCCCGAAGGUGCCAUUUUUCAGCGACAACGAAGGACUGCCCCCAGCAGCUAAGGGAGGUGCUGUAUUUUUUCGAAGGGAGAAUCCUAGAGCUUUGGUGGUUCUUCCAGCUGAACAGUGGCCACAGAGGUUUGACACCGAGAAAAUGUCUCAACUGGUGCAUGCAUCUUUGCAUGUGUACAAGAAUGGUACAAUCUCCGCAGAGGUUUCUGCACCUGCUUUAGUAAAUGGUUCUUUGUGUCAGUAUGAAGACGAUCAUUUGGUUGAAAAUACCAAAUCCAAUCAUGAGCGCAAGGAACACGUGACUGAUGUGGAGGCAUCAAUGCCACGACUCAGUUGCUCUGAUUACUACACAGAACCUCAAGUCCCUGAGUUGGCGGCAAAUGAAAGGGCAGAACCAGGAUUCUGCCAUCAUGUGAAGAAUUUCGUGGUGGGACGUCACGGCUAUGGAAGCAUAACGUUUUUGGGAGAGACGGAUGUGAGGCACCUUGAUUUGGAUUCACAUGUCAAGUUUAAUAACCGUGAAGUGAUGGUAUAUAUGGAUGAGAGAGACAAACCACCGGUGGGAGAAGGUCUCAACAAGGCUGCGGAGGUGACUCUUCUCAACGUGAAGUGCAUUGAUAAGAUGGGGAAUCGGUAUAUAAAUGGUCCAAAGGUGGAUAAAUACAGAGAGAUGCUAAUCAAGAAAGCGAAAGAGCAAGGCGCCGAGUUUGUUUCUUAUGAUCCUGUGGAAGGGGAGUGGAAAUUCAGAGUCCAGCACUUCAGCCGAUACGGAUUUUGACAGGGUUUUUCUUUUUUGGUGAUUUCUGAUGCUAAGGAUAGAUUGGCACCUUUUCUUCUAUCAACUUGUUGAUUAUGUUGGGUUAGAGAGUCUUUGUAUCCAUGGGAGUGCUUUUCGGACUUCUGGAAAAUUUGCUUGGUCCUGUUCUCUUCUCGUUUUGGUUUGGAGUCUGUAAAUGAUUUUGGGGUUCAAUGUAAAUGCAGUAUAGUUCUUCUGCGAAAUAGAAUUUAUGAAAGCACUUCUUUCUCCA